AUGGCCUUUGUUGACAUUUAUGGACUAGGAAAGGCAAGGGUUUGUAUACUACAGAGCUUAAGUGUCCCCAAUAACACAGGGAGUAAUACCACGGAUAUUAGGGGCAGUCUUCCGCUGGAAGAUGACAUUCCUUGCCAGGUACUUAACCUUGCCGUUGCCUACAGCGGGGAAGUGAAUCACCCUGCCAGCGCUGAAGUGAUCUAUCAGUUCCCUAUUCCUCUGGGUAACAGGCCAAUGGAUAUCUUGAACUCUAGCAACCACACAGCGGGCUUUCUGGCACCUGUUCAUUGGAAUACAACAUUUGAUAACGUAACACUCAUGAACGACACGAGCGAGUACCCUGAGUACGUUCCAAAAGGAUUCCACACAUUUGUGACGGUUCUGUACACCGUUGUCUUUCUCCUGGGUUUCUUUGGCAACAGUGUCGUUCUGGUGAUCGUCUGCUGUAACAAACCAAUGAGGGACACUACCAACAUCUUAAUAGCCAACCUCGCCGUGGCCGACCUGUGCUUCAUCGUCGUAUGUGUUCCAUUCACGGGGGCCGCUUACAACAUGGACCAGUGGCCGUUUGGAGAUUUCUGGUGCCGGUUCACGUCCUUCGUCAACCACGUCUCUGCCUGGGCAAGCAUCUAUACCUUGGUCCUGAUGGCGGUAGACCGGUACAUCGCCAUUGUCCAUCCCCUGAGGUCACUGACCUUGCGGACCACGAGGCGCGUGCUCACUGUCAUCGGGUUCACGUGGGUCACGUGCAUUUUGGCGAACGUGCCGACGUACCAGCAGUAUCACCUGUACUCAUUUCUGCACCUGGGGAAGAUUCACCAGCGCUGUGUGGACCUUAACAUACUUGUCGAUAGGGAACGCGCGCAAGUGUUCUAUCUGUGCUUCUUUAUCUUCGCCUACGUGCUGCCUUUAACAGUGAUAUGCAUCCUCUACAGCCUUGUGGUACGUCAGUCCGUCUUAACGAAGCGGCUACGAUCAGAACCAAAAGCUACGCCAACAACAAGUGCCAACAGCGUUCUAACUCGGACCGCGGGAAAACGUCGCCUCACCAUGCUCGUCGUCAUAGUAACCCUCAUGUUUGCCCUGUGCUGGCUUCCAGCUCAAAUUAUCUUCAUCUUUAAAGCGGUCGGGACUAUACCGUCCAGUGGCACCUCAUACCAGGCUCUCCUCUUGGGGCAGAUACUCUCCACCUGUUUGGCCUUCCUUAACAGUUGUGUUAAUCCUAUAGUGUAUGCCUUCGUGUACGUUAAGUUCAGGGAGGCGCUGUUUAAGAUACUGUGUUUCUGCAGGAAGGGAAAGAAGACGCGCUCAGCAGUUAUGAUGGAGGAAAAUACGGCACGCACGGAACUCAGCACUAACUGUCGGUACUCCGAGAUAAAAAGUGCCGACAAUAACCUCCUCUGCGACUAA
Messenger RNA from Lingula anatina, 1410 nucleotides. Its product is annotated as allatostatin-A receptor-like. The record is from RefSeq and is a predicted model, not a curated record. Gene Ontology annotation, molecular function: neuropeptide Y receptor activity. NCBI's taxonomy places the organism in Eukaryota, Metazoa, Brachiopoda, Lingulata, Lingulida, Lingulidae. Gene Ontology annotation, cellular component: plasma membrane. Gene Ontology annotation, biological process: G protein-coupled receptor signaling pathway.